AACCCCAUCCAAGGCGGUCUCUCUCUCUCUCUCCCGUUUUCCGGUUAACAAACAGUGCACUUUUUCCAUGCUCACAGUUCAUCCCUCCUCUUCUGUGUCUCUCUCUCUCUCUCUCUCUCUCUCUCUCUCUCUCUCUCUCCUCUGACACACUUUUCGAACCAUAGCGAAUUUUUCGCCCCUAUAGAGCCCUUAUUAGAACCGGAGAUAUAAUUUAUGCGAUAACCCUGUUUUUAUCCGAUCGCUCAAUCUAGGGUUUCCUUAUCUCCGACCAAUUCAUGUUCAGAGUAUAGUCGCAAUGAUUUAUUCACGUCUCGCACGCUCCCUCUCCCGCUCCUAUCGCUCUGCAUUUCAUCCGAAUAUUAUUUCUGGUAAUUAUGGUGUAAGGGAAAUGCUUUCGAAGGAAUUAGUUGCUUCAAAUGGCUGCAGUGGGGAGGGGUUAGGGCUUGUGAGGGGUUAUUUGACUUCAAUAGGAGCAGUGACUGGGAAGCAGCUUGUUUCUAAUACAAAUCUGCCAGGCUUCAAUUCCAUUUUUUCUAACCCGCGACUUCGGCGACUUUUUUGUAGUGAAGCUCCGAAGAAAAGAAACUAUGAGAAUUACUACCCGAAAAAUAAGAAGGAAAUACCAAAAGAGAACAAUCAGAAGUCAGAGUCCAAAGAGGAAUCAAGUACAGGUGAUCAUGGGAACUCUCAGGAAAACUUCAUGAAGCAGUUUCAGCAUUUUGUCACACCUUUGUUGAUUAUUGGGUUGAUGGCCUUGUCACUUAAUUCAGCUCCCCGUGAGCAGGCACAGAUUAGUUUCCAAGAGUUCAAGAACAAGCUACUUGAGCCUGGUCUGGUGGAUCACAUUGUUGUUGCAAAUAAGUCAGUCGCUAAAGUGUGUGUGAAGAGCUCCCCAUCUGCUACAAAUCAAACAAACAAUGAGGUUGUCCAAGGUCCUGCUGAUGGUGCCCAUGGUAGACGAAAUGGGAGCCAAUACAAGUACUAUUUCACUAUUGGAAGUGUCGAGUCUUUUGAGGAGAAGCUGGAGGAAGCCCAAGAAGCAUUAGGAGUUGAUCCUCAUAACUAUGUUCCUGUGACAUAUGUCUCUCAACUGAACUGGUACCAAGAAUUCUUGAGGUUUGCCCCAACAGUCUUGCUUUUAGGAGCCGCCUUAUUCAUAGGAAAAAGAAUGCAGGGUGGAUUUGGUGUUGGUGGUCCUGGUGGCAAGGGUGCCCGAGGUAUAUUCAAUAUUGGAAAAGCACAGGUUAUGAAGAUGGAUAAGAACUCAAAAAACAAGGUAUUCUUCAAAGAUGUGGCUGGAUGCGACGAGGCAAAGCAAGAAAUCAUGGAGUUUGUCCACUUUCUCAAGAACCCAAAGAAGUACGAGGAGUUGGGUGCCAAAAUUCCAAAAGGGGCUCUUCUUGUUGGCCCUCCUGGGACAGGAAAGACACUUCUUGCUAAAGCUACUGCAGGUGAAUCUGGUGUGCCUUUUCUAUCUAUAUCUGGUUCAGAUUUUAUGGAAAUGUUUGUUGGAGUUGGUCCAUCAAGGGUCAGGAACUUAUUUCAAGAGGCAAGACAAUGCGCUCCUAGCAUUGUUUUUAUUGACGAGAUUGAUGCAAUUGGUCGAGCACGAGGGCGUGGGGGAUUUUCAGGGGGCAAUGAUGAGCGUGAGAGUACUUUAAAUCAGUUGCUUGUGGAAAUGGAUGGAUUUGGAACUACAGCUGGAGUUGUCGUACUAGCUGGCACAAAUAGGCCUGAUAUUCUAGACAAAGCCUUAUUGAGACCUGGUCGGUUUGAUCGUCAAAUUACAAUAGAUAAACCUGACAUAAAAGGCCGUGACCAGAUAUUUCAGAUCUACUUGACGAAGUUAAAACUUGAUCAAGAGCCAUCAUAUUACUCUCAAAGACUUGCUGCUCUAACUCCUGGAUUUGCUGGAGCCGACAUUGCAAAUGUUUGUAAUGAAGCUGCUUUAAUUGCUGCAAGGAAUGAGAGUACACAAAUUACGAUGGAACAUUUUGAGGCAGCUAUAGACAGGGUCAUUGGAGGUUUAGAAAAGAAGAACAAGGUGAUAAGCAAGCUUGAAAGGCGGACUGUUGCGUACCAUGAAUCAGGUCAUGCUGUUGCUGGUUGGUUCUUGGAACAUGCAGAACCAUUGCUCAAAGUGACAAUUGUUCCUCGUGGUACAGCAGCUCUGGGGUUUGCUCAGUAUGUUCCUAAUGAAAAUCUUUUGAUGACCAAAGAGCAGCUCUUUGAUGUGACAUGCAUGACCCUUGGGGGUCGAGCAGCUGAGCAGGUUUUGCUGGGAAAGAUUUCGACGGGAGCCCAAAAUGACUUGGAGAAAGUGACCAAGAUGACCUAUGCCCAAGUGGCAGUCUACGGUUUUAGCGACAAAGUAGGUCUUCUCUCCUUCCCUCAAAGGGACGAUUCCUUCGAAAUGACCAAGCCUUACAGCAGCAAGACUGCUGCAAUUAUUGACAAUGAAGUGAGAGAAUGGGUGGGAAAAGCAUACGAGCGCACUCUACGGCUGAUAGAGGAGCACAAAGAGCACAUUGCAAAAAUCGCAGAGUUGUUGCUUGAGAAGGAGGUCCUUCAUCAAGACGACUUGGUUCGAGUACUGGGUGCGCGACCGUUUAAGAGCAGUGAGCCCACGAAUUAUGAUAGGUUCAAGCAAGGGUUUCAAGAAGAGGAUAAAGAAACGAAACAAACAACUCAGGGCGGGACCGUGGAGGAAGAUGGGUCAUCAUCGCCUUUGGGACCUGAGGUGGUGCCGGCAUAGUGAAUAAAUAGACUUAGGGUUGUAUAAAUUAUCGAUUUAGGUGGUUUCGCUCAUGGCCUGCUCCCUUUAUUUGAGGUUUACGAAUUUGUAAAAAAUUCACACAUCUCAAAUAGUUGUACCCGGAGAAGUUCUUCUAUAUUUGAAUAUUUUCCGACCGGCCAUGCAUUGGUGUGGAAAUAAAUCUUGAAUUGGAAACGGAGAUGGCAAAUGAAGUGAUGACUCGGAGUUUCAAGCU
Molecule: messenger RNA, 2990 nt
Organism: Rhododendron vialii
Lineage: Eukaryota; Viridiplantae; Streptophyta; Magnoliopsida; Ericales; Ericaceae
Product: ATP-dependent zinc metalloprotease FTSH 8, mitochondrial-like
Exons: 8
Coding region: 296-2755 (819 amino acids)
Biological process (GO): protein-containing complex assembly; mitochondrial protein processing
Cellular component (GO): m-AAA complex; chloroplast thylakoid membrane
Molecular function (GO): ATP hydrolysis activity; ATP-dependent peptidase activity; zinc ion binding
Source: RefSeq, a predicted model, not a curated record